AUGUCCAGUCUAGGUGAUAUCAUUGCUUCCAAAAGACAAGAUUCAGAUGAUGAAAAUGAUUCAUUUGAAAAUGAUGAUUUUGAAUCAGAUGUUCCUAAAAUUCCAACAAGACCAAAACAAUCAGAUCAAACAAGUUCAAGCUCAAAUUCAAUCCCACAAAUACCUAAAAGACCUUCAAAACCAAGUAUAGCUUCUUCAAAUGAUUCAACCCCACAAGUACCAAAACGUCCAAGUGGUGAUAAAAAGGAAGGUGAAUCAAUUGAAAGAUCACAAAGUCCAAUUAUUCCACCUCGUCCAAAGAAACAAUCAAAUAAUGAUACUAUAAUUUCAAACCAAUUAGAUGAGGAAAAAGGUGAAGAAUCAAUUGGAGAUUCUUUAAAACAUACAAUUGAAAAAAUUCCAGUUGUUGGUGGAUUAAUAAAUGAUGAUAAUGAUGAUGAAAACACAGCGGAUGAAGUUGAGAAUAAAGAUCAACAAUCUGUUCCAAUCAUUCCUAAAAGACCACAAAGAAAAAAUAAGGUUGAAGAAGAAGAUAAGGAUGUUAAGUCUGAAGAACAAGUACCAAUUAUACCUUCACGUCCUCAAAAAUCUGAAACUAAAGAAAUUGAAUCUGAGAAACCUGAAGAAACUGAAGAAACUAAAGAAGCUGAGGAAUCUCAAUCUAUUCCAAUCAUUCCUAAACGUCCUUCCAAAAAAACUAUUGGUACAGAUGAUGAUGUUUUAAAAUUAGCUAAAGAUGAUCAAUUUAAAUCAGCAGAAGAUUUUGAACAAUCAAAUGUUAAUGAUGAUGUUGAAUUAGGAGCUGAUGAGAUUGAACAAAGUGUUAAAGAUACAGUCAAGGAACAAGAUGAUGAGGAAGGAGAAAUCGCUAAAGAAUCAAAAGAUCCAGAAGUUACAGAAGCAUCCGAGGUCAAAGAUACUGAUAAAGAUGUUGAACAUAAAGAAAAAGAAUCUCCAGUUGAAUUAGAAAAAGAUAUAUAUGAUGCUAAACCAACAGAUUCACCAAUUGUUAAAUCAAAUGAAAUUACUACUGAAAACGAAGCAUUAGAUCUUGAAAAAGAACCAGGUUCAAGUGUAUCAUCAAUUAAUUCAAGAGAUCUUAAAAAUGAAGCUCAAGUUAUUGAUCAAAUUGAAGAAUCUACUUCUGAUUUAAAUAAACUUCAAAAAUUAUCUUCAGAUGAUUCAGUAAGUUCAUCAAAUGAUUCAUCAUCUUCUAAAAAUAUUCCUAUUAUUCCAAAACGUCCUUCAAGACCUUCUAGAUUAAGAUCACAAAUUGAUGAAUCAAGUUCAUCAAUUGAAGAUGAUGAAGUUGAAUCAGGAGUUAAAGCUGAAGUCAAACCUGAUAUUAAACCGGAACAAAAUAAAGAUGAAGUUGAUUCAACUGAAAAUGUUUUAUUACAAAAUAAUUAUGAAUUAGGUGCAUUAGAAUCAAAAUUAACUGAAAAAAAAUUAUCCAAACAAGAAAUUUUACAAAAGGAAUCGCUAGAAGAUAAUGAAUCAAAAUCAAAACCAAUUAUCCCAUCAAGACCAGUUAAACCCAAACCAACAAGCGAAACCUCUUCAAAUGAAUCAAUCCCAACAAAAGGUAAAGCACCACCACCAGUUCCUAAAAAACCAUCAAGUAAAAUUGCAGCAUUUCAAGAAAUGUUAAGAAAAAAUCAAGAACAAGAAAGAUCUCAAAGAGAAAAUAAUGAAUCAGAGGUACCUAAAAGACCUCAAUUCCAGAAUAAAUCAGAUUCAUCUGAAUCCAUAGAUCGUUCAAAAUUUAAACAAAAUUUAACUGGUUUAUUUGCAUUACCUGGUAUGACAAGACCUGGUGCAACAAUUCCAAAAAAUUUACAAGAAGAAUCAGUUGGUACCAAUGAAAAUGAUGAAGAUGAAUCAAAAGAAGUUAAACCAAAUGUUAGAAGAUCAAGAGCUAAAGGACCAAGGGGUAAAAGAACUGCAAAAGUUGAAAAAGUUGAAAUUCCAGAUCAUAGAGUUAUUAAAGUUGUUGAUGUUUGGUCAAGUGGGUUUAAAAGUUCUGGCAUUCAAUAUGAUAAUAAGAUUGAAGAUGUUAAAGUUGAUAAAGAUGAUAAAAUUGAUAAACAAGAUGAUAUCGAUAUUGGAAAGGAAAGUACAGAUGAUAUUGAUAUCGAUGAUAAGACUGAUAAAGAUUAUAUUAAUAUUUCUGAACCUACCCCAAAAACAAUUGAAGAAAAAUUAUUUAAAGAUUCAACAGAGAAUAUAAAUUUAGAAGAUUCUAAAGAUGUUACUAAAGAAGAUAAAGGUUAUGAAUCAGAUAAUAAUGAUACACCAGAUGAUACAGAAUCUUUCCAAUCUAUAAAACCAAUAAAAUCUAAACCUGAAUUGAUAAAAAGUGAAUCAGUUAAAUCUACAUUAUCAAAUGAAACAGGAAUUGAUGAUGAAGAAGAAGAAGCUCAAUCAACUACAAGUUCUUUAAAACCAUUAAAAUCUAAAUCAGAAUUAGCUAAUGAUGCAUCAAUAAAAUCAUUAAAGUCUGAAGAUGUUGAGACUUUAAGUACAGUUAAUCCUCAAGAUUCAACUGAAGUUUCAAAAGACAGUAGAAAUUUAGAUGAAUUUAGUUUCGAUGCUAGUGAUGUCAAAGAAUUGAAAGAUAAACUUGAUGAUGAAGAAUUUGUUGAUGCUCAAGAAUGA
Molecule: messenger RNA, 2658 nt
Organism: Hansenula ciferrii
Lineage: Eukaryota; Fungi; Ascomycota; Saccharomycetes; Phaffomycetales; Wickerhamomycetaceae
Gene: AIM21
Product: Aim21p
Exons: 1
Coding region: 1-2658 (885 amino acids)
Source: RefSeq, a predicted model, not a curated record